This is a messenger RNA of Tachysurus fulvidraco (yellow catfish), 736 nucleotides long. It is a transcript of the gene cart1, whose product is annotated as cocaine- and amphetamine-regulated transcript 1. The record is from RefSeq and is a predicted model, not a curated record. The transcript has 3 exons. Gene Ontology annotation, biological process: cellular response to starvation; positive regulation of MAPK cascade; adult feeding behavior. Gene Ontology annotation, molecular function: neuropeptide hormone activity. The coding region runs from base 370 to 690 and encodes 106 amino acids. NCBI's taxonomy places the organism in Eukaryota, Metazoa, Chordata, Actinopteri, Siluriformes, Bagridae.
UUCAGAAAUUGGCAGGGUCAUGGAGCAGAGAUGUGCAGAAGUGGAUUUUGUAAUUGAACUGUCGUAUUUGACACUUGAGGUCAGAGAGGAGUGUGUGACGUCCAGAGUCGUCCUCAUAUCCCAAACUAAAUUACACAAAGGACUUAAAAUAACCCCGGUUUGGUGUUUGCUCCAUUAGGAUGUGUCAGAGGUGUGUAGAUAAGUUCAUGACCUCACCUUUUUGUGUCUGACCCCUUUCUGUUCCCUAUUAUUAAUUUUUAAUUGACCUGAUGUGAUUGCGGAGAUAUAAAAGUAAGAAACGAGAAUUUGAGUCGUCACAAAGCUUCAGUUAUUCUCAGACUAAAUCCAGACACAGUGAUCAACGACAUCAUGAUCAACGCUCGUCUCCUGAUUCUCACACUCACCUGCUAUGUCUUUGUCUGGAUCGGAAACUGUGAUGAUUUAGUUGAGAUCCGUUCGAUUGAAGAUGACAUUAAGGCACAGGAGGAAAAAGAGCUAAUUGAAGCUCUUCAGGAGGUCCUUGAAAAACUGAGGAAUAAACAAAGUCCAUCCGCUGAGAAGAGGUUAGGCUGGGUUCCUGCGUGUGAUGCAGGUGAGCAGUGUGCCAUCCGUAAAGGUGCUCGUUUUGGGAAGGUGUGUACCUGUCCUGGUGGAACCAUGUGCAGCUUCUCCAUCCUUAAAUGUUUGUGAGAUGAUGUGUUUUUUUUUUCUUCACUACAUCUCUCAACUGUAAAUA